AUGGAAACAUUCCUAUUGUCCGAACAGGAGGGCCACGAGAGGCAGCGUGCCCAGCUCCUCACCAGGGCCUCAGUUGCAGAGAAGCAGGUGUUAGAGCUGCAGUAUGUUGACAAGUAUCUGGGCAGGUAACAACAGCACUGUUGCCAUAUGUUUGGAGCUGUCUAGUUACUAAAAGAACAUAGCUAAUUAAAAGAGACAUGAUGUCUGUACUGUCUAUUCCAGUUUGAUACUUACAGUGCCUUGCAAAAGUAUUCAUCCCCCUUGGCGUUUUUCCUAUUUUGUUGCAUUACAAACUGUAAUUUAAAUGGAUUUUUAUUUGGAUUUCAUGUAAUGGACAUACACAAAAUAGUCCAAAUUGGUGAAGUGAAAUUUAAAAAAUAACUAAAAAAUAAAUCAUGGAAAGUUGUGUGUGCAUAUGUAUUCACCCCCUUUGCUAUGAAGCCCCUACAUGACUUCCAGUUGAAGCUCGCAUCUGCUACAAGACCAUGGUGCUUGCCUACGGAGCUGUGAGGGGAACGGCACCUCCGUACCUUCAGGCUAUGAUCAGUCCCUACACCCAAACGAGGGCAUUGCGUUCAUCCACCUCUGGCCUGCUGGCUCCCCUACCUCUGCGGAAGCAUAGUUCCCGCUCAGCCCAGUCAAAACUGUUCGCUGCUCUGGCACCCCAAUGGUGGAACAAGCUCCCUCACGACGCCAGGACAGCGGAGUCACUCACCACCUUCCGGAGACAUUUGAAACCCCACCUCUUUAAGGAAUACCUGGUGACGACGAACGCCGAAGCCUGCCCGAACAAGGAGAGGAGGCAGCUUCCUCACCUCACUCCUUUCCAGUGCGUGUUGAGGAAUCAGCCAGCCGUGGCACCUUUGCAUCCGAGCCAGACCGAGGCCCCUGCAGUGGACGAGUGGUUUCGGCACGCUGAGGAGAUCUGGAAUGCUGCGCACACUCGUCUCCAGCGGGCCGUGCGUCGGCACAAGGAACAGGCAGACAUCCACCGCAGUAAGGUGCCUGUUUUCUCUCCAGGCGACCGGGUCUGGCACUCCACCCGGAACCUGCCCCUCCGUUUGCCCUGCCGGAAGCUGAGCCUGCGGUUUGUGGGGCCGUUUAAAGCCCUGAGGAGGGUUAAUGAGGUAACGUACCAUUUGCAACUCCCUGCUGAUUACCGCAUUAACCCGACUUUUCAUGUGUCUCUCCUUAGGCCAGUGGUGCCUGGUCCCCUCGCUGAGGCUGGACCCAGUGACGCUGGUGCUGGGUUCCUGCGGUGGACAUCCUGGACGCUUCGCUGA
Molecule: messenger RNA, 1283 nt
Organism: Coregonus sp. 'balchen'
Lineage: Eukaryota; Metazoa; Chordata; Actinopteri; Salmoniformes; Salmonidae
Source: the annotation of a GenBank genome assembly